This is a messenger RNA of Anopheles funestus (African malaria mosquito), 13695 nucleotides long. RefSeq lists its product as uncharacterized. The transcript has 7 exons. NCBI's taxonomy places the organism in Eukaryota, Metazoa, Arthropoda, Insecta, Diptera, Culicidae. Gene Ontology annotation, molecular function: chromatin binding; DNA binding. Bases 2503 to 12090 code for a protein of 3195 amino acids. The record is from RefSeq and is a predicted model, not a curated record. Gene Ontology annotation, biological process: animal organ morphogenesis; positive regulation of transcription by RNA polymerase II. Gene Ontology annotation, cellular component: PR-DUB complex.
CCGGUGGCUUUUAUUCAAAAGCAAUAUUAUUAAGAACGAGAGCGAUUGUUAAAUGGUGGUUAAAUUCUUUGCCAGCUUGUACAUAAUCUAACUAGAAUGAAGGCAAUAGAAACCGCCGUUGUACGCACUGUGCGCGACACAUUUUUGCGUAUUGUCAAAUGUAGAUUUGACAUUGACGCUGUCAGAGGAAAAUUCGUCAGAAAGAAUUGAAGCAAUGAAAAAACACGCAGAAAAGUGAAGGUGUUCUGCAGAAAGAGUGUUCAUAGUUGGUAAUUAGCAUUUGCUAGCGUACAGCUAGUGUUUCGCUAGCAUCAGAUCGUUCUACUGCGUUAAAGUGUAGGUUGGUAAAGUGAACGAGUAUCAAGUUGUCGGUUUUUGAUGCGAAAGGGAAAAAUUGCGCGUGUCUUUCAACCACUUGAAUUCCGCUUCGGAAGGGCUGAUGGUUUGUGAAGCUUGCGGGAAGCGAGCGUCAGUAGCUUGCACAUUCUGGUGGUUUUUCGGCCGAAUGUAUGAAUAAGUGCAUUUUUGUUUGUUGGCUAGUUAAUUAUUACAAAAAAAGCGAACACAUUUGAUCAGUUGAGAAAAAUAUUCGUUUCUGCUGAACAGCAUCGACGCCAGGAGAUGGUGAAAAGAUGGUCAAAAAAGGAAAAAAUAAUUGAACCAGAAGAAAAAGAAGAAGCACGGUCCUAGAGGCAUGUUGGAGCGAGCGGCUACAUGUGGGGGGAAAAAAACGGUGCAAAACGGAUCGAUGCGCGUGCCAAAGGUAGAGAAAGGGAAGAAGGAUUGCCCCUGGAGGGUAAAUCGAGGAAUGUAAGCAAAUUUUGCAAAUAGUAACUUCCCAUUCGUUAGGUGAGACACGUAAAACAAUAAAAUGUCAUAAAUCUUCCAUAUAAAGCAAUCAUAUUGCUCUCGAAAUCAAUUCGCGCUUGCAAUGUUUUCAGAAGCACAAAGUAAUAAUACAAGAAAAGCGCAAGUUAAAGCGAGAGAGAUGGUUCUGUGCAGCGCGAAAGAGAUGUAGCGAAGCACGUUUCAGUGUGUUGGUAUGUGAAGGAAGUAGUGAAAAAGGCAAAUGCGGUGUAGUGUUGGAUGUGCGUGUGUGUGUGUGUGCGAGUGUUUGUUAAAGCGGAAAAUAUGAAAGUUAAAAGAGAACAGUCCGCAGCUCGUGUUCUCUUUCUGUUCUGUUUUUUUUUCUCGCUUCCAAAUAAAUUAGUGUGCGUUGAUUCGAAAGAUAGUUUUGAACAAUAGGUUUUCCUGCUCGUUCUCUCGCUCUCUUUCUACGCUGUUGGCGUUUUUUUUUGUUGGAAUCUUGGACCAACUUUAUAUGCCAUUCGUUUCGGUAGUGUCGGGUGCAUUUUGGUAGCGCGAUUCGAAAUUAAUUUCAAAUAGAUGGCGGUGAGUUAAUUGUAAUACAAUUUGUACAACAAAAUGGCAACGUAAAGUAAUAAGGCAUAAGUGUGGUAAAGUGAAAUAAAAAAGGAAUAGUGUAGGGUUUUUUUCUAUAUUGUUCAGUCAAUUUUGUCAAGCAUAUUGCUAUACAAUGUUAAUAAACUCGUAUGUGGAUAGAGAGAGAAAGAGAGAACGAGAGAGUUAGAGCGCUGCGCGAUUGUGUAGUAGUGGUGAGAUGACGACGUGUUCACCGUCUGGCUUAGCGCAAUGUUAUGCCAUCCAUCGCGAGCUGUCUGUGUGUGUGUGUGCGUGAGGGAACGCGCCGUCGUGUUGAUGCGUGUGCGUGUGUUUCAGUGUGCGAUUUGUUUCGUCGAAUGCGUGUUUUCAUUCUUUUGUAGAUGAAAUAAUUGAAGUUUUAUUGUUUGUUGUGUUCUUGUUCGGUGUCACGUAGUGUAGGGCAGACGGAGAAGCAGUGAAAAAAUAAAAUAAAGAAAGCUUUGCUUCGGGGCAGAGUGCGCUAACACAGCGGAGGUGAAUAAAGGUAGAAGAAAAUAUUUGGUGAAAAAUGAUAGAAUUCUUAAGAUUAAGCACGCGAUGAACCUGUGUCGAAAGUCAAAAAGGCAAAACCCUUUUUGAAGUGUUCUUUUUAUUGGUGGAUAAAAUCUAUGCGCGAUUGGAGCUCUCCACAACCAACACCACCACCACCAGCAAGAAAAUGGAAUUGUUCCAUCCAUUGUUCCAGUGAAGUGAAUACAAGGAAGAAGAAAAAAACACACAGUGUUAAGGUGUCCCAUGUGGAUGGCGGUUCCGCUCAUUUCCACGUUCUAGUGGCGUUUUUAUUUUCCGGUUGGUGGUGAAAAACAAAAUCACCAAACCAAACCCCAAUCCAGCAAAAGCGCACAUUUCCUUCCUUUGUGUGUGCGUGUGUGUGUGUGCAUGUGUGUCCACUGAAGCCUCUCUCUACCACCGCUCCUGGAGUGAGUGUGUGCCACCGUUGGAUUUUCUUUCUUCUGUCUGUCCGACCCCAACUCCGUAGCUCAGAGCAAAUGUUCUGCGGUCGUCGUCGACGGUGUUUCACUACUACCAUCACUACUUCGCUGAAAAGUGCAUCCAACAAUGGAAUGCGAUGUGUCGCCCGUUCCAUCGGUGCAGGCGAACCGUCCGACGAAACAGCAACAACCGCAACACAUCGGCACAGUGGUAGUAACAGCAGCGCCCGCAGCAAAAGGAACCACUAACAAUGGCAACAGCACUAGCAGCGGUACCGUCGCAUCAUCAUCAACUACGCUCAUCACCUCCACCGCUACUACGGGUACUGCGGGGAUCACAGUCACAGUCGGUACCGAAACAGUGGAAGAAUCCGCGAUGGAACCGACGACGACGACGGUGGAAGAUGAUGCAUUGCCAUCGUCAUCGGUGGUUGCGUUGGUGGUUGCGGUUCCGAUGCACACGGCGGACGUCGAAAUCAGCGAUAGGAAAAGCAAUAACAGUAACAAUAAUCACAGCAAGCCGCACAGUCUUGCCGGCAGCAGUUCCUCCACGGAAGCACCGGUGGCGGUGAUCGAAAUCAGCGACCAUAGUACGGCGGACGAUAUAAGCUACCCGGAGCUGGUCUCCUGCGUCGAUACCGACAUCAACUGUGUGGUCCUGUCGGAUGAGUACGACACGUCGCUACCGUUGCGGGAAGAUGAUCCGCUAAACAUUUCGACCGGUUCGAUCGAAAUGCUGUCCUCAUCGCAGUGCAGCACACCGGUGCCGCCAGUUUCCGCCAGUAUAGUAACAGAGGCUAAUACGUCCAGGCAAGCAAGGAUAGCGACACCAACGAACACACCGAAGCACAAUCACCAUCUGCGCCGUAAUUUGCCUCGACUAGCGACCAGCCGACAGCAGGCGGCGGUGAAACAACCGCAAUCCGGUGCUGGUAGCCGUGGUGGUGCUUCUACGACGACGGAAAAGCGGCAACUGCGCCAAACCACGGUGGAGGGAAGUGCCGGUGGUGCUGCGUCGACGAUGCGCGAGGUGCUUGCAUCCAUACCCGGGUUCAGCAUCAAGCCGAGACGGCGCACGAACAAGAAGCUUUCAACGGCGGCUCAGCUCGAGCAAACGCGCGAAGGUUGCGUGGAUCUGGAGACGCCCGAUUCGAUUCUGGUGCACACGAACCUGCGCGCCCUGUUGAACAGGGAAACGUUCCAGCUGUUACCACCGCUGUAUCAGUACAAGCUCGUGCAGUUGCUACCGCCGGUCGAUCGGCCACCGUUACCCGAUGCGACGCAGUGCGAACGCAACGGUAUCCGGUUGAAUCCGUCCGGUUUGAACAACGAAUUCUAUGCGCGGGCGUGCCACGAAUGGCGCGACCGGUUGGCGGAAGGUGAAUUUACACCGGAGGCGCAGCUAAAAAUACGCUCGGAAGCGGAACGCGAGAAGAGCAAGCUCGACCCGUGGAAGCUGAAACACUUCGAACCGAUGUGGGGUGAUCGGAAAUAUGCUGGGUCGUUUUUUGGUGCCGCAGGAACGGUAGCUAAUCCCACACCGCCGACACCACCACCACCGCCACCGCCAUCGUCGGUACUAGUACCGGAAACGGAAGUACCUUCUGGUGCACCAUUGUCCUCUGCUUCGCAACCACCUUUAGUAGAAGUAGCACCAGCGCAACAGUCAGCAUCGGUACCAGCGGGGACUCCACUAGCGGCAAGCACUAUAGCAGCACCGUCGGUUUCCAUCGUACCGAUGGGGAAAAGUGUUGCUAGUGGCAAUGCUACCAUCGUAACCGUGGCAAGACAAACCCAACCACCGGUUGCUGCACUCGCAGCAGCUAAUCCCACGAUUCGAGUACAUCCCGCCACAGCAAAGAUCGAUCCGAGCUCGCGUUCACUAGGGAAAAUGCAGGCAAUAACGUUUUCCACUGCGGCCGGCGUUAGAUCGACGAACGUUGCCAGUAGUAGUAGUAGCAUUAGCAAUAACACAAUCAUCACGUCCUCCACCGGAACAAUCAUACUACCCUCGCGGACGACAAUAACGGUCACUUCCGGCAAUGCGCCAAAAAAUGGCGCCAGCGGUAGUGGCGCCCUGCUUAGAGGAAAUGGUGGAACCGGUGCUGGUGUUGUCGGUGGUUCGAACAGCGGGCUUACAGUGGUGCCGAUUAAUGUCCUAACAGGCAGCAGUAGUAACAGCAGCAGUAGCGUUGGUUCCAGCGCUGUAAAUACGAAUCGACCUGCACUCAAAACUACGAUAAAGUUGCGACCAACGACAGCGAUCGCUACGAGCACAACAGCGGCAGCACCGAUUGGUGAAGGAAGCAAACCGCAUCCAUAUGCCGUGGGUCCUGCAGUGACGAAUGCGUCCGUCGUGAUCGGAACGACGCCGACGGCGGCGGCGGCGGCUGUCGGAAGCACCAAGCGGAUACUACCAUCGGCGAUGAGUGUUAGUAGUAGUAGCAGCAACAGUACCGCAAUAAGCAGUACCAAUUCGAUUGAUCUGGCCAGCACGACAACAUCGAUGGGCGUGCAAAACACCGGCUCGUUACCGAUGUCUCCCAAGCGGCUCCGUACGGUUGGUGCCGUGACAAGGUCGGCUUUGGCCGGUACCCCACAGCUACCACCGCCACAACACAACCCGCUGCCAACCACGACCACAGGCAUCGGUGCUGCCGGCUCUACCAUCACACUCGGUUCCCGGCCGGUGGUAGUGAAGGUGGUUGAACCGUACCGUCCCUCCGCGAUGGUACGCGCCGUCUCGGUUGAUCCGGCAAUUGCCACUGGAGCAAGUGCAAACUUAAAGCGAACACACAGCAGCCGGGCGCUAACGCCCGAGCAAAGUAGCAAUAAAAUGUCGAAGCGAAAAACGGACGACAGUGAUGGUGUUGUUGGCGGUCCGCACCAGAUCAAUAGCAGCAGUACCGGCAGUUACGCCGGUAGCAGUUUGCACCAUAAUCCGCGACGAAUGGUAGCCGUUGUAACCGGUACCGCAACCGGCGAUGGGAACAGCGCCAGCAGUAGUAACAGCAUCAGCAGUAGUAAUGCAGCAAUGUAUAUAAGCAGUAAUAAUAGUAUCAAUCGCCUUAUCACCGCCACCAGCAGCACAACAAUGCCAGCCUCUUCCACCGAUGGCAGAAGCAGUAAAAGAAGCAUCAGCAGCAACAGCGCUGGUGGCAAUAGCAAUAGUAGUAGGAUAAAUAUUAGCUGUAGUAGCACCACUAGUACCAUUAACACAGAGGGAUUACUAAUCAUCAAUUCUACCACCGCUAACACCAACACCACCGCCACCACGACCGCUGCCGGGGUUUUACUACAGUCGGGCAUGAAGGGACAAAGACAGGUAGCAUGUGAUACGCGAAAGACGCCAAUCGAUGGCCGGAUGGUGUACGUCGAUGGUGGUGGUACAGUGAAUGAGAAGCGCCGGCGAGGUCUUACGAUUGAUACUGUACCACCGGUGGCGGCAAUCGUUGGUCCGUCUAAGCGAAGAGCACCUCGGCAGGGUCACAAAAUGAACAGAAACCGACCAAGCGGCGGUGGGCUGCUAACACCAUCUGCAGCAACAACGAUCACGAUCGUUGACGAUGAGGUGGAUGGUACGUCACGGAUGGUUGUCGGUCAGCAGGCGGAAGAUGACAGCCAGGAAGUGAUGGACGAAGGUGAUGGCCAGAAUCCGGAUGUGAUGCGAAGAAGAAUCGUAGGACCGAUGGUGAAUGGUGAUGUGAACGAGAUGAAUCGAAUAGGACGAAACUCUUCGCCAUCGCUCGUACCGGCAUCAGACAUUAUUCUCGAGGAAGCGAUUGACUGUGGGGAUGUGGUGGACACCAGUGAUGAACAUCGAGAACAACAGUCGACAGCUGGGAUACGGCUAAAGGGUGAUUCCAUUAACAUGAACUCUUCCCCAACGUUGCAAGAAACGAUCGAGCAGCAAAAUUUAAGUUCUCGCGAAAGAGUUAUGAACCUAAACCAUCUGCAUACGAUAAGCGAUACCGGUGGAACGACCCAAAUGAUUUACGAUCAAAACACUGGGCAAGUUUACAGCGUUAUGUGUUUACCGCAACCGGCAAGCUCCACCCAUGGGACCGGUGGGUUAAGUCUUCGAUCGCUACCUUCGUCGUUGACCGUAACGGCUUUACCACAGCACCAGCAGCAGCAACAGCAUCCGCCACAACAACAACCGCAGCUAUCAAUUUCAAACGAUAGUAGCAAUAGUAGCAGCGUUUCGACCACCGCCAUGAUGGCAGCGAGUGACAAUCAUCUGGAUGGCGGUGCGGGUGGCGGAGGUGCCGGUGCGGGUGUAAGUACGUUCGAGAACGUACUCCGCCAGAACGUGGUGGAUGGUGAUUGUGGUGUUGGUUCCGAGUUGUUAAUCAUCAAUCAGGGCAAUCAGCAAAGCAAUGUCAGUAUGCAAACGACACACCGGGAGGAUAAUAGUAUUGCGUGUGUUGCUGAAGUUGGCAGCAUGAACGAGGAACGGCGGGACGAUGACGACGAGGAGGAGGAGGAGGAAGAGGAGGACGACGAAGGUGAUGGGGAACAGGUCCAUACCACUACCACUACGACCAACACUGCCGACGAAGAAGAGGAGGAAGAAGAUGAGGAAGAGGAGGAGGAGGAGGAAGAAGAGGUGGAGGACGGAGCGGAGGAGGUAGAAGAGGAGAACGGUGAGGAGGAACCGGCAGGACACGAGCACGAUUUGAUUCGGCAGGGUUUGCAACUGCAUGACGAUAUGAAUGUACAUUGCGUGGAGGACGAAAACAACACGCCGGGCGAAUUUUUCAAUGAUGAGGUGCUCAGAACCGCUUCAGGUGUUACAAUCGGCAGUAAGUUAGGUUCUUACGGGCAAGCGAAUCUGCAGCAUCUACAUCUGCAUCAGCACCAGCAUCCGAACAAUCAUCUGCAUGCGCAUCAACGCCAUCAGGCAGCAGCAGUUGGUGGCGGCAGUAUGAUGAAUAUGAAUUUGACCGGAUAUCAUCACGACCAUGAGCUGCUACAUCAGCAACAGCAGUUGCAGCAGCUGCAGGGUGCUGCUGCUGCCACUAGCUCACCAUCCGCGUCCUCGGAACAAGGGCUCAUGAUGAUGGUGACGACAACUGGCGUGGAUGGGAGCGAAGAUCCGGCUGGUGGUCUGUCAUCGAACAGCGGUGACGUGAUGGUGAUGACGAGCAACUACUGUGAUAAUCUGUCCGCCGCCGAUGAGGCAGACGGUGAGGACGAAGAAGAAGACGAGGAGGAGCAGUGUAACGCGUUGGUAGGGUCCCGGCGAGAGUUGCAUGGUGAUGAGGAUGAGGAGGAAGAGGAGGAAGACCACCACUCCCACCAUCACCACGAACGACUGUUGCUGGACGCUGGCAGCAUUGGCAUUGGUAUGGAGGAGGAAGCAGUCGGUACGAUCGUCGAUCAGUACGGCAACCAUCAUCAUCAUCCGAGCCAGCUAAACCAUCACGGUGCUGUGUUGCCGCAGGAUGGUUCAGAAGAGGAUGAGGAAGGAGGGGAGGAGGACGUGGAAGAGGCCAACUUUGUGCUGGAUCAGAUGCAGCAGCUGCAGCAACAAUUUCAUCUUGCUGGUGCCCAGAAUCCGCAUCAGCAGCAGGGAUUGCUGCACAACCAUCAAUCGCUGGUGACGUCUUCCGGUAGUAUCGGUGCGGGUGCGGAUGGAUCGCAGAUGCAUCUUUAUCCCGGGCCGGGUGGUAUGUUGCUGGAAGGUGGCGAAGGGUUGGUUACUGACAGCCAGCAUGGUUGUGUGGAGGAAAGUUGUGACGGUGAGGUCGAAGCAGAGCACCAACAUCACCAUCAGCAGCAGCAGCACCAAAUUCUAGGAGAAGAUGAGGCUCAGGAUGGUCAACAGUUGUUGCAGCAACAGCAACAAUCCGCCCAACAUCAACAGCAGCAACAGUAUUCGAACAAUCACCAACAUCAACUGGUUGAAAAGUAUAUCGACGAGAUGGAUACUCUCACCCCUGGAGCAAGUGUUGUGAGCGACGGAAGUGAUCCUGGCGCUGGUUACAUUAUGGACACGAGCAGUGGCGAAAUGAUAAGGACAGAAAAUUGGCCUCAGUUCAAAAUGGAAAUGAUGGAUGCAACGAAGAUGAUGGUAGUAGAUCACCAUCAGCUCGUAGAUGGCAAUAACAGUAUUAUCAUUUCACCCAUCGGUACGUCAGGGUCGGCCACGAUGAUACCGUCACCCGGUACAACGACGAUGCAGCAGCACCAGCAACAACAGCAACAGCUUCACAAUUCUCAAUCCCUUCAUCAACAUCUACCGACAGCGAAUCAACAGCAACGCCCAAUACAACAACCAUCCUCAACACCAAUAUCGAUGGCAACCACGGCAACGUUGGUACAACAAAUAUCCGCACACAAUCCGCUUCAGCAGCCACAUCAACGGCAGCAGCAACCGCAACAGCAACAGUUGCACACCGCUGGCGGUAAUGCAGCGGCCACUACGGGGAUCAGUUUUUUAGCACAUCAUACGCAGCCCACCGUACAAACCAUGACCGCCGGAUCUGCCGCAGCCGUGCUAAACUCGUCCCCGCAUCCACAAGCUUCGCCGCAGGGUUUAAACAUAUUUCAACUGCAUCCUCAGCAGCAGCAGCAGCACCAGCCGCAACACCAUAGUCCGCAAUCGGUUUUAGGAUGCGGUAACAGCACAAUUCAGCUUACAUCAGAGAUUAAAGACGGCAUUCGCAACAGUAUGCUAAAAACGGAACCGGGUGUGAGUUACACCACAAUCCGGCAAGGUAACCAGCUCUUAACGCGCAUUAAACUGGAAAGCGAUGAUAGUCAGCUGCAGGCACAACAGCAGCAGCAGUCCCCGCAAAGCUUUCAAACACAGCUGGCGAAAGUGAACGUGGUCACAUCGUCGCCGCUCAUUUCGCUCGGACCGAACGGUCAAGAUAAUCUGACACGCGUAAUCGAGAGUGUUGCUGGGAACUAUUCUUCCGUCGCUGUGUCUGGUCAGCAGCUUGCAGCAUCGCAGCAACAGCAGCAGCAACAGAUUGUCACCCAUCAGCAACAGCCGCAACUGAUACAGCACGUACAGACUGCGUCCGGACAUCAGCUACGGUAUGAAAUGGAUCCGACGGUAAUGCAGCAACAGCAGCAGCAGCAACAAUCGCCAUCCCCGUCACAGCAACAUCUGAUACAACAACAGCAACAGCCAAAGUUUAUCAUAACAUCACGACCGCUGAGCGCCGUGAGUGCGUCGGCGGCCGGUACGAAGCUGCCACUUACCGUUCAGGCGACCAAUGUGAUACCUCAUAUGCAGAGUCCACAGUUUAUCCAAACGCAGGAUCAGCAGAUGCAGGUUACUAAUCAACCCACCGUUACCGCGCUACAGAAACCGAUUCAGCUUCAGAAAAUUAUCAUGGCAACGCCGGCGAUUGGGCAACAGCAGCAGCAACAACAACAGCAGCAGCAGCAGCGACCACGAUUGCCUUUACAGCGCACGCAGUAUAGUGUGCAAGCCAUUCAACAACAGCAACAGCAGCAGCAACAACCACAGCAACAGCAACAACAGUUCCAGCAGUUACAACAAGCCCCGAAAGUAACACAACAACCUACCCCAACCCAAUCGCAGCAACGUUUCCAGCAAAAAUAUGUCACGAAUCAACUGAUACGGGGACAGAAUGCAUUUCUCAUGAACAAUGUGCAUCAUUUGCAGCAGCAACAAACGCAACAGGUCGCUGGCACUGUUGGAGCAAACGUGAUCGUUGGUGCGACGAACGUCAAUCGAACCAAGCGUUCGAAUGAGGCAAACCCCCCUGGUACGAUUGGUACGAUUACCGCAGGCAAUGGUACCGCCGGCAAUGGUAAUGGCGGCGGAAGUAGCAGUAGCAGUGGGUCCGGUUCAUCGUCUGGCGCUAGUAAGCGUGGCGGACGGUCGAGCAGUUCGCGGUUACCGCCCGGCGCAGUUAAUCUUGAGCGAAGCUACCAGAUCUGCCAGGCAGUGAUACAGAACAGCCCGAACCGGCACCAGCUGAAGGCACAGCUAAAAUCACCGCAAGCUUUCCUGGCUGCGUCAAAUUCCAAUUCGAACAGCAGUAUCAGCAGCAUUGGUAGCACGGGAAGCAGCAGCAGCAGCAGCAGUAGUAGCGGCGUUUCGGCGAGCAGUAUUAUUGGCAACAAUACCAAAGAGGAUGCAAACAGCAGCAACAGCAGUGGUCAUAGUAGUGCCUUUGGCGGAGUGCUAGGUAUUGGUGGGAAUAAGGUCUCUCGUCUGGUCAACUCAAAACGUACCGUUUCGGUAGGUGGUAGACCGCAGUCGUCAAUUGUAGUGCGUCAAGUGUAUGCGGGUGGGGUUACCGGGGCUGCUACAACGUCUGCCGCGGUCAAUGCUUCAGCUGCCGGCGGUGCCAGUCAGUCAAAUGCAGUCAGUAUUAUUACAGCCAACCCAUCGCAACACCAGCAGCCGCCGAUCCAUUCGCUCGGUGAACAGCUGCAACAGCACGGACAGAUCAUCAGCGUGAGUGCCGCUCCAACGAUCGUGCAUGCUACUGCCGCCUCCAACAACAACGGGACAAAUGGUGGAAACGUCAAUACUGGCCCUGGUGGCGCACCGGUCGGUACAGGGAACUUCGGUGGAAAGUAUUUGUUGGUACAGCGGGCUGCACAUAUUGGAGAAAUUGUAACGCCACGGGCUGCCAGUGCUCCACCGACACAUAAUCAGAUACAAAUUCAUCACGUUUCCGCACCACAAGCGCAACAGCAACCGCAGCUGCAUCAGCAAAUGGCCGCUGUUCAGCAGCAACAACUGACGCAACAGGUGCAGCAUCAUCUGCAGCAGCAACAUCAACAUCAGUUGCAGCAGCAGCAGCAGCAUCAGCAGAGUCAGCUGCAGCAGAUAGCGGCUGGUGCGAACGCCGUUGCACCCGCCGCCAGCCUACAGGCGGCAAUCACCCGCCGAAUACCGUCCACCCACGUGAUUACCUACGGUCAGGAUGCUCAUCUUAUCGAUCCAACAGUGGCGUCCGGCAACAAUACUGAUAGCGGAGGCGGAACCACCGAAGGAGGCACAAUGACGGUAGAUGGCGCUGGAUCUAGUGGUACGGUCGUCUACGCGGACAGUGCAGCCUCUUCCAGUGCAGUGGCUGAAAUACAACUGCAGCAGCAAUUCAGCCAACGUCAAGGGCUUCUGGACAGUAGCGGAAAUGGCGGAAGCAGCGUUGUUGCAGUGAACGGAGACACAAUGGAGCCGGGUGCUGCUGGAGUCAACGAGCUGCAUACAACACAAUCAGCUGCCGGGGUAACGAACACACUCGUGUCACCAUCGGGCAUCUCACCGCAUCAACAGCAUCAGUUCAACGAGCAGCUGAUGGGUGGUGGUCAAAUCAGUCAAAAUAAUGCCCCUAUUAACAUAGACGGGGUUGAUCUCGUCGUUGAUGGACUCAUCAACAGUGAUGCUGUCAGUGGUAGUAAUCACACCGCUGCCGGGAUAGAGCCAUCAUAUUCCGGUACCGUCGAAAAUUCGGCUGUUCAUCCGCAUCAACAACAGGAGAGUAUUUUCAGCACGGACAAUGAUAUCGAAACACCGAACUCACCAUCGCCACAUGCCGCCAGUAACGGGGCGGAAGAUGAUGAAGAUCGGGACGGUACGGCAGAACCAGUCGAUGGCAAUGUGGAGGGCUGUCUGUGUUCGCUUAAUGCGAUGGUUAUCUGUCAGCAGUGUGGCGCUUUCUGUCACGAUGACUGCAUCAGUGCAACGAAACUAUGUGUGUCCUGUGUAGUACGCUAGGCAAAAAAGCAGUUUAGAACCGAAACAAUGUUUAGCGGAGGGAAUCUAUUGAACAUUUGCAACCUUCCCGACACCGUUUCGGGAAAAGGUUAUCUCAACUUCAGGAAAGUGAGAGAUAAACAGUGACUGGGUUCCUUUUCUGUCUGUCCAGUAUCGAAAUUUGAAUUUUUAUUAAACAAUCCUGACGGGGUUUUUCUUUAAUUUUUAUUUUAAACAUUUUUAACUUGCGAAAACUUACAGGAGAUUAAUUAGUUUGCACUGACAACACAUGAGAUUUUGUUAAACUUUUACCUAAUUCGGUGCUUUUGAAAUGAAAGGGGGCCAGUAGCACAAAAUAAUUUUGUGUGUUAAAAUGGCAGAUAUGGUCAAAGGUACAUUUUGGCUAGCGGAAGAAUUGAUUUGAAUUGAAUUUAUAUCAUUAAGUUUUUUUUUCAUCAUUUGAUAUGAAAGGGAAAAUGAAUCUUAUUUCUUUUAUAGUUAGAGAGCAGCAAAUCAGGGGGUGGAGAUUUGGCGGAUAGUCUUAGGAGAGGUGAAAGAGACAAAUCUUUCUUUCUUUUUUUUUGUAAUGUGUACAGACGCGUCCGACAGAUGAUCAGCAACAUUCCCAGUUACGAUUUCGGCGAUGAGUUGUUGCGAACUCUCACGUACAUAUGAAUUCAAAGAAAUUAUUAAUUCAAAGAGAGAGAGGGCUCGCAUUGUUUAUGUUUGUUUUCUUCUUUCGCGUAAUGUAUUUAUUGUUCUACCUGGUGUAUUUAGUUCGUAUCGUUCGUUGUAAGUACACAAUGAUGGAGUGUUUUCAACUUCAUUUUCUUACUGGCUUACUGACAUUGUGAUCUACCGGAAGGUGAGGAUGAGAAAGGGCCAGGUCGUCGUUGAUAUCAAUCCUUCAGUUAAUGUUCGCAAAGUUAAUGCCACUCCCCCACCCUCAUCACAACAAUCCCCCCCUCCCGUUCCCUUUGUAUGAUAGUAGGAAAAUUGUGUUUCCAUGUACAUUACCCAUUUAACUCACAUCAUGAAUCUUUCUAGCAGAAGAUAAAUCGAAAAAAAACGGGAAGAUCAAUCAUUGGUUUAGAAUAACAUAAAGAUACGAUUACUGAGUAGUGGUUAAAGAGAAUAACACAAAGACAAGCAAAGCGGAUAUUUGUCCCUAACAGCUGUGGUACACAGUUUAGAGGCAAAAGAAGGCGAGUGUGUGUGUGUGUAAAGGGAGCAGAUAAUUGUGAAGCACACUGCACAAAGCAAAAGUAGGAAUCGGAAAGUGUAUGUAAUGAAAGGAAGCAAAUGCUAAACGACAAAGUAAGGUAAUUUAUUAUUACACUAAUGUGAACAAACAGCCACAAACAAUACAACCACAAAACGACACAAUAAGAGAUGUGCAUAAUGUGAAGAGAGGCACCUCGUAGUAAGCAACGCGCGAAUGAAACUGAUAAUAACAUUCGUGAAUUGUGAAAAAAAUGGUAAACAAAAAAGCAAACAUGGAGUAAACAAUAGCGAAAAUAAUGGAAGAAAAAGCAAAUGCGCGCAAGAGAGGGAGAGAGAGAGAAGCCACAUUUGUGGUAGCAGGUGAAACAUUCAUAAAGAAAAUAUGUAAAAAAGAAAUCUGAA